Anoplophora glabripennis (Asian longhorned beetle) is the source of this 4405-nucleotide messenger RNA. RefSeq names its product probable phosphorylase b kinase regulatory subunit alpha. The transcript has 16 exons. Gene Ontology annotation, cellular component: phosphorylase kinase complex. Gene Ontology annotation, biological process: glycogen metabolic process. The record is from RefSeq and is a predicted model, not a curated record. The coding region runs from base 143 to 3715 and encodes 1190 amino acids. NCBI's taxonomy places the organism in Eukaryota, Metazoa, Arthropoda, Insecta, Coleoptera, Cerambycidae. Gene Ontology annotation, molecular function: calmodulin binding.
UAUGGGCAUGCGCCUAACAUAUAUUUUCAUUUUCAAGUUUGACAGUCAGCAUGACAUUCAGGCGACAUUGAUAUUUAUUUUUAUUUUAGUUAUAGUGUCAUUAUUUUAGUUUGUUUCAUAAGUUUGGUGAAUUCUAGUAAAAAUGAGAAGUAGAAGCAAUUCCGGAGUCCGACUGGACUACUACCAGAGACUUGUUCACAAAGUAAUUAUGGAACACCAAAACCCUGUCACUGGUUUAUUUCCUGCCAGCCUGGAAAAUAACCACGCUUGGAUUAGGGAUAAUGUAUAUUGCAUAUUGUCGGUAUGGGGUCUAUCUAUGUCUUAUAAAAAAAUGGCUGAUCAGGAUGAAGAUCGUGCAAAAACAUAUGAGUUAGAACAAUCCUGCGUCAAGUUAAUGCGAGGUUUACUCAUGUCUAUGAUGCAACAAAAAGAAAAAGUUGAAAGAUUCAAGCAAACCCAAAAUCCUCUAGACUCUUUGCAUGCAAAAUACUCUUCCAUAACUGGGCAAAUAGUUGUAGGAGACAAUGAAUGGGGUCAUUUGCAGAUUGACGCAAUAUCUCUUUACCUUCUUGUAUUAGCACAGAUGACAGCAUCGGGAUUACAAAUUGUGUUUAAUUUAGACGAAGUCGCAUUUAUUCAAAAUCUUGUAUUCUAUAUAGAAUGUGCUUAUUGCACUCCAGAUUAUGGUAUUUGGGAAAGAGGAGAUAAAACUAAUCAUGGUUUACCAGAGUUGAAUGCGAGUUCUAUUGGAAUGGCUAAAGCUGCCUUGGAAGCAAUGAAUGAGUUAGAUUUGUUUGGAGCUAGAGGAGGACCUUAUAGUAUAAUUCAUGUCUUAGCUGAUGAGGCACAGAAGUGUCAAGCUGUGUUGCAGUCUAUGUUACCAAGAGAAUCCAGUUCUAAAGAAAUUGAUAGUGGGCUUUUGUCUGUAAUAAGUUUUCCAGCUUUUGCCGUUGAUGAUCCUGGACUUAUAGGGUAUACUAGAGAUUGCAUCAUUAAUAAAUUGCAAGGGCGGUAUGGUUGUAAAAGAUUUUUAAGGGAUGGUUACCGAACUCCAAAGGAAGAUCCUAGAAGGCUUUACUAUGAACCGUGGGAACUGAGGAUGUUUGAAAACAUUGAAUGUGAAUGGCCAUUAUUUUUGUGUUACCUCAUAUUAGAUAAUUGCUUUAAAGGAAAUAAAGAGGUUGCUGCAGAAUAUACUCAACAACUGGAAGAGAUUAUGAUCAGAACAGAAGAGGGAUUAAAAUUGGUACCAAAACUGUAUUCAGUACCAGCAGAAUUUGUUGGAGCUGAAUACAAAGAACCUGGAAGUCAACAGAGAAUUCCAUUAGGCCAAUGUCCGUUUCUUUGGGCACAAUCUUUGUACAUUAUUGGGAAGUUGUUACAGGAGGGAUUUUUGGCUCCAGGUGAGUUAGACCCUUUGAAUCGAAGAUUGUGCUCAGAGAAGAAACCCGAUGUGGUGGUCCAAGUAGUAAUUCUCGCAGAAGAUAACGAAAUCAGAGAUAAAUUGGCGGAGCACGAUAUUAUUGUCCAAACGAUUGAAGAAGUCGCGCCUAUAGAAGUACAACCUGCAAGAGUUCUCUCUCACUUAUAUACAUAUUUAGGAAGAAACAAAAAACUGGGUUUAUCGGGUAGAAAAUCCAGAGAUGUGGGCAUUCUUUCCACCAGCAAGCUCUAUUCCCUGGGUGAUAAGAUCUUUGCGUUUACUCCACAGAAUUUUGAUAUGGAGGAAUACUACACGAGCUAUGACACCGCCCUUUUGGCAGACAAAGUUGUCGCCCACUUGGCCUUCUUAACAAUGAGCUGGCGCAACAUGCUUGGUAGACCUACCAUUUCGCUUGUCGCUACCAAAAACCUCUUAGAGGAUGGAAAACUACCACUGGCUAUGAUUACAACCAUGAAAAAGCUUAAAUCAGGAUACAUAAAUGGAACUCGAGUAACUCUAGGAAACUUAAAUGAAUUUUUAAGCACAAGCUGUAUCACCAACCUAAGUUUCUUGGGAUGCCAUGAAGACGGAUUACCAGAUAAAUUGAACCCUCAAGUUCAUUCUUAUUUGGAGGAAUACUUGGUUAAAUCUUUGUCUCACAAAUCAUUGUUAUUGUUGACCUCUGGAAUUCGACCCAGGACCAGAAAUUUGAAGCGGAGAAUGUCAGUGCGCGGAGCUGUUAAAAAAACCAGAUCUAUUAAUGUUGACUCAGAAACCCUGGGCAUGGAAAGUAACACUAGCUUGGAGAGAAGGGGAUCGCUUUUCUUUUCAUCCAACUUACUUGAUACCAUUGAUGGCGCUGGGUUCUCAAAAGACCUGAGGUCUCCUUCUCCUGAACAUAAGAUUCUUGCAGAGACGAAAAGGGAAGCUCCUAGACUUCGUACACAGUCCGAUGCACAGUAUGCAGAUACUGAGGUGGAUGAAUUAUUUGCAAUGCUUCGGGAAUCGGAGUCUCUUGACGAACAGGGUGAUAUUUUACAAUAUCUAGUAGAUUCUAAAGGUUUGGACUUUAACACGGGCAUGUUAGAGUAUGGCAAGGUAGUCACAGUUAGAGAUUUGUUAAAAGGCCUAUAUGAAAAAGCUUGUCAGCAAAAAAUGUGGGGCCUGGUUAGACACACUGCUGGGAUGCUUGGCAAGAGGGUGGAGGAUCUCGCAAAAUCUGUAACCGAUCUCCUUGUACGUCAGAAACAAAUAACUGUAGGCAUGCCACCCAAUAACGAACACACGAUCACUGCACCAUUACCCGAAAGUGACUUGCGUCUUCUUAUCCAUGAAGCGUAUGGCGAAGACGACAGUACCGCAAUGUUGACUCAGGAGUUGCUUGUGUAUCUUGCUAUGUUUAUUCGCACCGAGCCUCAGUUGUUCUUGGAAAUGUUGAGACUGAGGGUGGGACUUAUCAUUCAGGUCAUGGCCACAGAAUUGUCUAGAACAUUGAUUUGUGACGGGGAUGAGGCUUCAGAGCAUUUACUUAAUUUGAGCCCCUUUGAGAUGAAAAAUUUAUUAUAUCACAUUAUAAGCGGGAAGGAGUUUGCUAUCAGCAGUGUUGGCAGGGGUAACUUCUCAAUUGUCAGCAAUAAAUCAAGUCGUAUAAGCAAGAAAAGCCACAUCAGCUUAACAGAUUCUGCCCCAGAUGAUAUGAUAGAACCAGAUCGACAGGGUCAAUGGCUGAGAAGGAGAAGGUUAGACGGAGCGCUGAACAGGGUUCCAAGAGAUUUCUAUCCCCGAGUAUGGGGUAUUCUUGAGAGGUGUCAAGGAAUCGAUAUUGCAGGAAAAGUCCUACCCCAGACACUUACACAGGAAAUGACACCUGGUGAACUAAAAUUUGCUUUGGCAGUUGAAACAGUUCUAAAUAGCAUCCCUCAACCGGAAUAUAGACAGUUAAUUGUAGAAGCUUUGAUGGUACUUACAUUAGUGUCCGAGUAUAAUGUUGUUCCAUCUUUAGGUGGAGUUAUACAGGUUGAAUAUCUGGUGCACUCUGCCAAUGAAUUGUUCUUGGAUGACCAGAUGAAAUGUGAUGGAGACGCCACACUCUGUUGUGCUAAACCGAAGGAGUUAAGGGAAACUUCUAGGCUCGGUGGGCUGUUAUGUGGGGGUGCCGCCUAUAUCUGUCAACAUUUUUACGAUAGUGCCCCCAGUGGGUGUUAUGGUACUAUGACAUAUAUGACUCGGGCAGUGGCUGUUACUUUAGAUUGUUUGCCUAAGCAUGGUGAGUUAGAUUGUACUAUUAGUUAAAUAUUUUUAUUGUAUAUAUUUUAACAGAUUUUACUGGGUUUGUUUGUGUGUGCCAUAUAAUAUUUUUUAUAGUUUAUAGGCUUUAAUAUCAUGUAUUAUAUUAGGUGAAUUAUAUAAUCAUACAUAGAAACAUUUAGAUUUUAAUUUCGUCUACAUUCCUUUAUCCCAAAUAUACAUAUAGUAAGUAACUUAUACAGGAUAUUAACUAAAAUGUUCAGUUAAAUCUGCUCAUACCGUGUCCAUCACAAAUUAGUCAUGAUUUCAUUCAGAUUUCAUGUAUAUCUUCAGCUUUUGAAUGUAAACAAAAUAUAUGCCAGUUUUUUUUUACAUAUUAUAGGAGUGUAGAUUGGAGGUGGACUGUGUAAUUUUCAUUAAGUUUUUGUUUUCAAGAUAUUUAAAAAUUAAACAGAGUCAACUGUUGUACAGAGUGUUUCCCAAAUACUUGGUAAAAAUCUAGGGAUGCUAUGGCCAAAAUUAAGUUAAUUUGGUUAAAUAUAGUUUCAAAAAUAAAAAUAAACAGGGCCACCCAGAAUGUACAUAUUAGUGCACUAUUAGCGUUGCCAGUUGUUUAAGUCAACUCAUUUUGUGUGAAGUUACAAUGAAAAAUAAUUUAGUAAAACAGAUUGCUUUGGUAUAACUUAGCAACAUAUUAUUUUAGAAUUACCAUAUUUUUCUGAUAUCACUGUGGUC